AUGGAAAUCGAAAAAUGGAAAUCUUAAUGCAGAUACCUUUAAAUUGAAUUAGAUUCUAUGAAAUAAUAACUAUAAGAUGCCAAAGACCUAAUAAGAUUGAACAAAGAAUAAUUAAAAAUUUGUUAUAAUCCAUAAUCAUUUAAUUAAAGUUCAGAAUGUAAGGCUGCAUUGGUUUUACUAAAAUUUGUUUAAGAGGAAAAUGAAAUUUUAAUGAAAAAAAUUGAAUAAUUAAGUGAUGAAAGAAACUUAGCAUUUGAUAAAGUAAAUCGAUAAUUUAUAAUAUCUAUAGGCCUUUAUUUCAGAAUAAAUUAAUGAAUCGAAUUAAAGGGUUGAAUCUUCGAUGAUUAAUAAUCUAAAUAGAACAAUUACAGAAUUAAAAAAGAAGUUAAAUGAGUAGGUAUAAAUGUCAAAUGAAAUGAUGGGAACGAUUUAUUUAGAAAAACAUGUAGUUUUAAAAUUAUUUUCGAUAGUUAACUUAACCAGAAUAGUUGACUUUAAGUUUUAAUAAUGUAAUUUAAUAAAUGAAUUCAAUGUUAUUAAAAUAGAAAUUACAAAUAGAAGAAUUAAUUGAAUAAAAAAAUGAUUUAGCACAAUUAAAUUUUAGUUUAUCAAAUGAAAUUCUAAAAAUGAGAACUUAAAGAUUCACACCCAGAAAUUAGACAAAAACAUUUUGUAAUUAUAAAAAAUAUUUUAUAAUCUAGUUAGUUAAAAUGAAGAUCCAUCAAAAUUCAUUAAUAAUUUAGUAUAAUGUAAAAAUUGUUUAUAACAUUUAGUACAAAAGAGAUUAUUUUUUGAUGAGGAUUCAUAAGAUGAAAAAAUGCAAAUGUAAUAAUCAGCUGUAGCUGUCUUCUCUCCUCUUUUCUCUCCAACAUUGCCAUAAAAAGUAAAAAGAUAAUAAAAAUAAUAAAUAUCAAAAGAUUUAAAGUAAGAACCAGAAAAAUUCAUACCUAAACUUGAUUUAACUAAAGCAUAACAAAUAUAAUAAUUUAAUAUUAAAAGAAUGUAAUUACUUGCCAAUAAAUUAGCAAAUGAAGGUGUUGAUUAAAAAAUUUAUAUGUAAUUAUUUAAUUUAAUUUUCAAGGCUAUAGGAUGAAUUAUUAAGAACUAAAAAUAAAUAUCAUGCUUAAUUAGUAUUGAAUUAACAAUUAGAUUUAUAAUUAACAGAGUUGAAUCUUUAAAUGAUGGAAUUAUAAAAUGUCAAUGAAACAUUAAUCAAAUCAAAUUAGAUGUAUGAAGAAAAAUGGUCAAAUAUAUAUUCAUAGUUUUAAUUUUAUAAAGAGUUUUAUCUUAAACAUAAAGAUUAAAUUUAGCAUAAUUUAUAAUCAUUUGCUACAUCUGAUGAUUAACAAUAAUUUAGUGUUUUUGAAUUUGAGAAAGUAUUGAACUCUUCUAAAGUUUAUAAAAAGAAUCCUAAUUAAAAAAAUAACAUAAACAGUAAUCCUGGUCUAAGUAUAAUUAAUUAUUAAGAUGAUACAAUUUAACAAAUAUCUUGUAGACUUCCUACAGAUAGGUAAGAAGAGGUCAAUAAAUUCUUAACUUAAUAAUAUAAAUGUUGUUUAAUGAUGAUGGCAAAAGAGGUCAUCUCUUUAGAUUGUCAAAAUGUUAAACCUAUAUUAAAUGACCAUAACAAAGUCAAGAUAAAAAGAAGUUACAGCAAUACUAUAGAGUAUUUUCCAGUCUUUUGAUGCCCAUCAGUUUACAUGUAUUAUCAUAGUUCUGAC
This is a messenger RNA of Paramecium sonneborni, 1721 nucleotides long. NCBI's taxonomy places the organism in Eukaryota, Ciliophora, Oligohymenophorea, Peniculida, Parameciidae. The record is from the annotation of a GenBank genome assembly.